CUUCUAGAAACGUCCUUUUACGGAAUUUUAGUCGUUCUCACUUCCCAUUUCUGGGAAACUUCCUCCGUCUAAUCUCUUCCGUACACACUCAAUCAUAUAUAGAAAGAGCUGUACGUGUAUAACGUCAAUAGACGAUAAACAUUGAAAACUUUCUCUAAAGUCUUAUCAGAUUACUUAUACCCAUUUCACCAAUAUCACCAAACAAAAAGGUCCAAAAACUACCCUUCUUGAAUCCUUUAUCAGAAACCAGAGACAAAAUCUAUGGAUUGUACUUCUUCUUCAUUCAUAAGCACAAACGAUCUCCGAAGAAUGUUCAAGCAGCUCGACAAGAACCAAGACGGGCUUGUGACUCUCGACGAGCUCUGUUGGAUUCUUGAGAAACUCGGUUGGGCAGAACACACUCCCGACGAGCUUGAACUGAUCGUUGGUAAACAGAGCCUCGAUCUAGACGAGUUCCUUCGGUUCUACCACGACACCGUUUUAGAUAGCAAAGUGACGAAUACCAAUAAUGAUGUUGUUGUUGUUGAUGGUGAUGAUGAAGCGAUUGUGAGGGCGUUUAAUGUGUUCGAUGUGAACGGAGAUGGUUAUAUCUCUGCGGAGGAGCUUCGUGAUGUGUUGGAACGACUAGGGUUCGAAGAGGAGGCAAAGGCGUGGGAUUGUGGAAGAAUGAUUCGAGUUCAUGACAAGAAUCUUGAUGGUUUUGUUGACUUUGAAGAAUUCAAGAACAUGAUCUUACAUGUCUAGUGAUAUGAUAAUACACAUAUUUGCGUAUAGUCCAUCAUCUUACAUGUUUUUGUGAGUUAUGCGUAAAAACUUUGAAAGUGUGAAGUAUAUAUAAUUUUGUGAUGUGUUAAUGUAUAAACUAUGUCUUUUACUGUGAUCAAGUUUUUGUAAUGAAAAAUGGCUCUUCUGAUAUCACUAAGCCAUUAGUAUUGUACAUAUGUAUAUAUGGAUGAUCCUUUUCAGUGUGUUAUAAUAAUUCCAGCUUAAGCUUUAA
Messenger RNA from Camelina sativa (false flax), 997 nucleotides. RefSeq names its product putative calcium-binding protein CML44. The record is from RefSeq and is a predicted model, not a curated record. NCBI's taxonomy places the organism in Eukaryota, Viridiplantae, Streptophyta, Magnoliopsida, Brassicales, Brassicaceae. Gene Ontology annotation, molecular function: calcium ion binding.